AAGAUGUCGGCCGCUAUCGCCGCGCUCGCGUCUUACGGUGUCUCCGACUCUGGCUCCGACUCGGGCUCGGACAAUGAGGGAAGCUCCCGCCGCUCGGCGCAGGUAGCCAGCCGGGACUCGGUGCUGCAUCUCGCUUCACCGCCCCCUGCCCCGCAGGCCUUGGCGGUGGACUCGGCCCCGGAGGUGGCUGUGAAGGAAGAUGUAGAGACGGGAGUCCACCUCGAUCCUGCAAUCAAGGAAGUUCAGUACAAUCCCACUUAUGACACCAUGUUUGCACCAGAGUUUGGGCCAGAAAACCCGUUUAGGACUCAGCAGAUGGCUGCACCUAGGAAUAUGCUUUCUGGAUAUGCAGAACCAACACACAUCAAUGAUUUCAUGUUUGAACAACAGAGAAGAACAUUUGCAACUUAUGGUUAUGCAUUAGAUCCCUCUCUAGAUACUCAGGACGUUGCUACUAAAUACAUUGGUUCUGUAGAAGAAGCUGAAAAAAAUCAAGGUUUAACAGUAUUUGAAACAGGACAAAAGAAAAUAGAAAAAAGGAAGAAAUUCAAAGAGAACGAUGCAUCUAAUAUUGAUGGCUUCCUGGGACCAUGGGCAAAAUAUGUGGAUGAGAAAGAAGUAGCCAAGCCCUCAGAAGAAGAGCAGAAAGAGUUGGAUGAAAUAACAGCAAAGAGGCAGAAGAAGGGCAAACAUGAAGAUGAUAAACCUGGAGAGGAGAAGACUAUCUUGCAUGUCAAAGAAAUGUAUGACUACCAGGGAAGAUCCUAUCUUCAUGUUCCUCAGGAUGUUGGCGUUAAUCUCCGUUCUACAGUGCCCCCUGAGAAAUGCUAUCUCCCAAAGAAACAGCUCCAUGUAUGGUCUGGACAUACAAAGGGUGUCAGUGCAGUCAGGUUGUUUCCACUCUCUGGCCACAUAUUGCUAUCUUGCUCCAUGGACUGUAAAAUUAAACUAUGGGAGGUUUACGGUGAACGAAGAUGCUUACGAACAUUUAUUGGGCACAGUAAAGCAGUUCGAGACAUCUGCUUUAACAAUGCUGGAACUCAGUUUCUUAGUGCAGCAUAUGACCGGUACCUUAAACUCUGGGACACUGAAACAGGGCAAUGUGUUUCAAGGUUCACAAACAGGAAGGUUCCAUACUGUGUCAAAUUCAAUCCUGAUGAAGAUAAACAAAGUCUUUUUGUGGCAGGAAUGUCAGAUAAAAAAAUUGUACAGUGGGACAUUCGAAGUGGGGAGAUUGUGCAGGAGUACGAUAGGCAUUUGGGAGCUGUCAACACCAUUGUGUUUGUGGAUGAGAAUAGACGGUUUGUGAGUACAUCUGAUGACAAGAGUUUAAGAGUCUGGGAAUGGGACAUUCCUGUCGAUUUCAAGUACAUCGCAGAGCCAAGUAUGCACUCAAUGCCUGCAGUCACCUUGUCUCCAAAUGGAAAAUGGCUGGCUUGUCAAUCAAUGGAUAAUCAGAUUUUGAUUUUUGGAGCUCAGAACAGAUUCAGACUAAACAAAAAGAAAAUCUUCAAGGGUCACAUGGUGGCAGGUUAUGCUUGUCAAGUUGAUUUUUCACCUGACAUGAGCUAUGUGAUAUCAGGUGAUGCAGAUGGAAAACUUAACAUCUGGGACUGGAAGACGACAAAACUCUACAGUAGGUUAAAAGCACAUGACAAAGUUUGUAUAGGCGCAGUCUGGCAUCCACAUGAAACAUCCAAGGUCAUCACCUGUGGCUGGGAUGGUCUUAUUAAAUUGUGGGACUGAAAGGGGCACUGCAAGGAACUAAAUUUUUAUAAGACUUUUUGUGAACAUCUGAGAUUGCUAAACAUGAACUCUGCUGAGGAUGGUUUAAUUUGAACUUCCAGCUGUUUUCGGGUUCUUCACUAUUGAGGUGCACUGCGCACUCUUGGAAAUGGGAAAUCUCCCAGGCAGAAGACUCAGCUGAAAGGCUACUCUUCUAAGUAUGACUUCAAGGUUUGCGAGAAGCUGAGAACAGUUAUGUGAAGUGGCCAGAAAUAAAUAUUAAUUUGAUAAGUUAUUUUCUGUUUGAUCCACUUUUUCAGAAUAAAACAGUAUUUUCUAGUUUGCGAUUCUGGAUGUCUCACAGUAUAUGGUGUAGAAGUAGAAAACCAGCAGUUUUUUUGUGUUCUGUAACUGCAUAGCUCAGAAGAAAAGUCUCUUUAAUCUCUACUGCAGUAGAUCUUGAAGAUGCACCCAUUAAUAGACUUUUUGGCAGUAUUCUGUGGCACCCAAGUUUCUUUGAUUUAUUAGAGUACACAACCAGUGAUUAAGAUUUAUUGAUCCAUAACCGAAACAGCUGAUCAAAGGCUUUAGCAUACAUACCCAAUGAACAAACGGAGUAUACCCUGCAGACUGUUCCCUAAACCCUCCGUCUGCGUUCUUAUAUUCAUAUCUUGACUUAAACAUUUACAUGAUACUGAUCAUGGAGGUUCCUCUACGUAACCAUCUUUAUUUGAAAGUUUUCUUUAUAAUAAAAAGAAAUUCUCUUCCCCCCCCUCCAAAAAAAAAACAAACCCCAAGGUAAAUUCCAUAUACUGUUAAUUAUCAUGCUUUUCUGGAGCAUAUUUCAAAGAAAACCACAUUCCCUGUCCCUUAAUCAUAUUCUUUGUACAGGGUGCACUUUAGUACUCACUGUUCCUGUAUUAUAUGCACCAUAUUGUUUCCAUGCUAAGCUACUGUAUAUACAUGUUACAAUUUUUUUUAAGAACUUAUUUUUAAUAAAUCUUUUGUACAAAAGUCUGGUUUAGUUUAGUCCUUACUUCUAGCAUAUCCAAGUCAAAUAUUCAUUAUCCUUUCAGUUUGGGAUUUGGCAUUUCCUAACUGCCAGUGGUGCCAAAGUACAAAUGAACUAUUUUCCUUGCUUGGAUGAUACUAAAACAAUAUGUUGAUUAUUUUGCUAAGCAAAUGGGGGCAGAAAAGUCUUUCUAAAUUCUUAUACCAGACUGUGCACCAUAUUAUCUGACUAUGAAUGAAUAAUGGAAAUAAGGGGAAGAACAACAAACUGGUCAGCCUUCAAGCCACAUUCUAUAACUAUUGAAUUAACAUUAUAAAAUUAUUGUAGAUCAAACCAUUGUUGUUUGAUCAUCCAGUUUUAUUAGGGAUGUCUUAGGAAGAAUAGUCAUGUUGGACAAGAUAAGUUCCUUAAAGGCCCUUUCCAACUCUCAUAUCUAGCUCGUGGGGAGCAAGGGUAAACUACACUUGAAAGCCAGACAUUUCUGAGUGAAGGUGAAAUUUGUUCAAAAAUAAAUUUGAAAGUCUGAAAACUCAGAGUUUAGAUUACACACACACACACACACUUCUCAGCCUUGAUACCCAACUAUAGUGUGCACUCUCCAUUUGACAUUGGCACCUCUGAUAGGUAUUUACAAUACAUGUACUUUGGUGACUUGUCAUGGGUGGCACAGAUGAGGAUGGGUCUGUUUUUGGAGAGAGUACCAGUGGCUAUCUGUUUGUGUAUGGGCAGGCCUCAGACUCAUGCAAAUAUAUAAGGCAAGUACAAACUUAGAACUCUGUAUGAAGAGCAGUAGAAAUUUGGUGGUGAAUGUUUGGAGGUUAUAUGUGCUGCAGGUGGAAACAUGAAAAUGUUGGACUCUAUUGACUAUAUGGGGAGUGGGUAAGGACAGGUUACAGUUUUGAGGCAAGAUGAGAUGUAGCUAUCUCCUACUGAAGAUGAGCUCUCAGGCUAGGCAGGUGGCUCUGAUGUAGAUGGUAAAAUUGAAACGUUCUUAAGUAGAAAAUGGACAGCAAUAGGAGUUCAGGGAUAUAGAGAAUGUGGGUCCCACAGCCGACCUUAACUUUAAAAGCCAAGGCAAGACGGAUAUAACAUUCCAUAAGAAUUUUUGGCAAAAGUAACAGAUCUUUAAUGUAUCCUAAUUAGAUUCUUGUCUAGGAUUUUCCUUUUUGUUUAGAAAGCACUUAGAUUUUGUGUAUCAAUGACUUUAACUGUACAGUAUAUUUACUUGAACUAUUUCACUGUAUAGAUAUGCAAGAACCUCUUCUUCCGUCAGAAGAUUCACCCACCACUUGCGCACACCACUAGUGCAGAAAUGCUCCAGUGGAGCUACUAAACUCUGAUAGGUCAUUUUCCAUUUAUGGACAAGAUAAAUAAACUUUUGUGAGUAACAUGCAGAUCUUACACACUCAACAGAAGUUGAUGAAUUAAAUGUCUGCAACAAAAAGACUUCUGUAAAAACCUGCAUCAGAACUCAACUAGAACCUGCCUGCUAGAUCAGAUCCUUUGUCUCCAUCUGGUGUUGUUCACUGAGUUAAUCCUUUGUGGAAUUUUUAAAGCCUGCAUGGGAACCUGCAGAGGCUUUUAAUUUGUAAGAUUUUUCUCCCCAACAAUUUUAUAAAGAUCUGUGGACUCCAAGAGAAAAGACUUGCCUUGUGAAGUAAUUCUCAAUGGAGAUAAAGGGUAGGAGAAUUUGAGGACCUGUAGGCUGAAGUUGGAGGGAUGGCGGGGGGACUGAUAUAGUUUUUUAGCAGGGCAGGGGAGGUGGGAAUUGAGACCCAUAACUAGAAAACAGCAUGCUUCAGAUUUUCCCAAUAAAUUCUCCAUUGGUAUAAGCCUAAGCAUGCAAAAUUUUCAAGCUGAAAGCAGUUCUUUUGUGAAGAGUGGAGUCAAGUAAGUCUCAAUAUUGGUUUGAAUUAAUAUUUACAACCUGGCCUAUGGAGUUCCUAUGACAGCUUCAUAAUCAUUGCACUUGAUCUACUGUAAUUUUAAGGAAAUCUGAGUAACUUCUUGCCACUACAACUAAAAUACUUUUAGGAUAUCACAGAGAGGAUUUUGCACAUAAGCAAGCUACCCAAAUCAUUUUUUCUAAGCUCUGCCCUGGAGACUUUGAAAGUUCCUUUAGCCUUGUGCCAACUUUUUCUGGAUUUCUCCUUUUGUGUAGGGCGUUUCCCACCACCACACCCUCCAUACCACUUGCUGGUAAAGGGGCUGCCUCCUUUUGAAGCCGCUGGCCUCAGCUUCUGUCUUGUACAGACUUGGUAAUAGUUUUCAAUAAGAUGCGGCUACUUAUUCCUUACAUUCUCAUUGCAUUGCACAAAAAUACUGUACCUCCAGACAAACUGAUUUAUAACAUGAGCCAAUUUUCAACUCCAAACAGCUGCUUUAGAAUACUAGUUUAUAAUACUGUGCCUUCAAGCCUUGCAAACUCAUUUUGAAAAUCUAUCUGCCCAGGCACAAAAUCUUUUCACCCUGUCUCUCCCAAUUAAUCAUAACAAAAGUCUCAUUUUUGUUGGUCAAAAACCUCAGACCUAAUAAGGGGGUGGGGGACGGGGUGGGGACGGAUGACAGAACUAUGAAAAGCUGCUUUAACUAGACUAGUAUUAGGAUACCAGCAAGAUACCAGGAUACUUCUUUGAUAUGUAAGUUGUUUCUCUGAAUAAUGUUUAGGACUUAGUACUUUAAGUUGACUUAACAAAAGUAUCUAUGAAAUGUAAAUUAGAGGACUGUUGCCCUGUAGCAAAAUGAAUGUGAAUCUCUCUCUAGUCAAGCUCAUUGAAUGUUGGAAGUUCUGUGACUCUCUUGUAGCAGUCCAAGAAGACCUCACUUGUUUAUUGAAGGGUGAAAUUGUCAAAGUGCCUACAUGACUUAGGAGCCUUGGGCACUUAGACGUUUCUUUGACUUAGGCACCUCAAUCACUUAUGUGCUUUUGAAAAUUUGACCUUAAACCCUUUUAUUACCUUGUUAUAAUGUUAAAGUAACAUUAAAGUGUUUGGUGGUAUUGUUCCUGUUUGAGGUGCACUGUUAACUUACUGUACAAUAGGCCAUUGAGAGUGCUAGAUAUAUUUGACCGUAAUGGUCAGAAUAAGAACUAGAAUGUGAAGUUGUGAUUCAAACCUAGUUCAGUAUCUCUUAGUAAAAAGAGCAACAGGACUGGUCAAGCUUGAUUUUCCUCAGUGGUCUUACGGGAAGCAAUUUCAAUUUCAAUAAUGUGGAGACUUAUGAAGCUUAAAUAUGGUCCGUAACUAAGACAUGUUUAUGGACUAUCUCAGGCUAGAGCUGGGUUAGGGCUUGUCUACAUGGGAAACUUUGCUAGUUGUAACAGUAGAAUUAUACCUUAAUAGUUAUACCAGUAUAACAUGCUUCCAAAGGACCAUGAGUGCAUUUUUAAGUGUCUUCAUGGUGAUUUGUCGGUAUAAUUUAUAGUGAUUUUAAACUCACACCUUAGCUUAUACCAAUACACCUUUCCGAGGUAGCUCUUAUUUGCCAAAUGAUGCCAAAAUGGUGGUGAGCUUUUUGUCUGACCAUUUUCUGCACAGCUAGGUCCUCUUCUCUCUCUCCUUCAUCUUCUUGAAGAGGUAAGUGCUAGUGGCAAGUCAUGCCCUUUUCCCUAAAGAAAUAAAAUUCACAAGUGGCUUCAAUUUAAUUAUGGAUUAAGACUUUCUCAGGGCCACAGUUCUACUACCCUGUUUCCCCGAAAAUAAGACAUCCUCCGAAAAUAAGGCCUACUUACAGUUUUGCCUCUCGUUGUAAUAUAAGGCAUCCCCCCGAUAAUAAGACCUCCCCGAUAAUAAGGCAUCCACCGAUAAUAAGGCAUUUUUCAUUUCUGAAAAAUAAGACAUCCCCUGAAAAUAAGACCUAGCGCAUCUUUGGGAGCAAAAAUUAAUAUAAGACACUGUCUUAUUUUCGGGGAAACAGGGUAGUCAGGCUGGGCUCACCUGGAGCACUCAUCUCAAUAAAGAAGGGUACAUACCUGUUUGUCUGACGUCACAGCUUUCCUCCAAAAUGAACUUGGCUUUGGGUCCACUUCAAAAAGGUAAAUAAGGUUGAAGUUAAAAGUAUGGGUUGAGGGUGGGAGGUAAAAGUGGGAACUGAAGAAUUCCAAUUAGUAGAGUUCAUCUGUUUUUCUUUCUAAGAAAAAAGUAGUUUGGAGUUUCCUGACUCCUAAUGCUUUCCAUUUCACAUUUGCAUUUUUGCAUAUUGAGGCUCUUUAGAAGUGACUGUAUGGUCAUGUCUCAUUCAGAGGUGGCUCCUCUAUUUUAGAAGGGUUUGUGGCUUUGCAUCUGUUGUCCAAAAGGUAAUUAAUCGUCUGUUGGUUCCAGUGUUCCAGAUCUCACGGCAGACCCAAAUCACAACAGCCUCUCCUGUUAGCUCUGAAACAGCCUCUGGCGAGAUGGUAGAGAAUGUGGAAUAGCAACCCCUGCUGUUAGUUCACCCUGUGCCCCUCAGAGGAGACUAUUUGUUAGCUUAUUAGCAAGAGGUUGAGAUUUAUAGGGAUGUCAUGGCUCUUUAUCCUGUUAUGCAUUUUUUCUACAUUAUAUGGAUUAGACUGUGGAUUAAAGGGGUUUUAAUAUGAAAGCUUGGUCUCAUUAUCAUUCCCUUCAAAGACUGUAUACUCUACCUCCCUGAAAUUACUCUUCCAAAGGAGGAAAAGAAUGAAGAAGGCCUUCCCUCUCCAGAAACAUAUUCAAAAGAGAACUAACCCAGUUUGAGGCUUGUUAGAUGCUAUCAUCAAUCCCAGAGAGGUACAAAGCAUUACUAUUCCAAACCCUAUUUCUUAAACUGGGCUUUUGUCCUUAAAUGGACUUUCCAUUAAUAUGUUAUAGAAAAAGGCUUUAAUCCUUUUGUUUUAGGGCUCUGAAAGGACCGUAUGAUCAAAAGAUGGACACUCAUGAGCUGAAACUUUUUUAAAGCUUUACUAUUGUAUAUGCAACUUGUGCUUUCAGGCCUGUGGUAAGUGGGGGUUUAAUUUAAGAGCCUUUGGAUUACAUUGUGGUCCAGUGAUUUUGAUUCAAAAAUGAAUCUUAUAUUAAAUAUACAAAGGAAGAGAUCAUCACUAUAGGCACUUAUUUUUUCCCCCCAACUGUUCCUGAACGGUGGAUGUUUGUACACAUCGUCACAC
Molecule: messenger RNA, 7856 nt
Organism: Malaclemys terrapin pileata
Lineage: Eukaryota; Metazoa; Chordata; Testudines; Emydidae
Gene: CDC40
Product: cell division cycle 40
Exons: 15
Coding region: 4-1746 (580 amino acids)
Biological process (GO): mRNA splicing, via spliceosome
Cellular component (GO): catalytic step 2 spliceosome
Molecular function (GO): protein binding; mRNA binding
Source: RefSeq, a predicted model, not a curated record